AUCCGAUCACACAAACAAACAGACGGCGGUGUGAGCGUGAGGCGCGCGCGCUGGAUGUUGCAGAAGUUUGCGUCUUAUUUUCUGCGAUGAUCGUCGGGCUCGGUUCUGUCCGCGCUUUGGAUCGGGGCGCUGCCUGUGGCGCACACUGACUCCACAGAGGUGAUAUGUGAUAGCAGCAGUAUGCCAUACGUGGACCGGCUGAACCGUGUGUGUGGCUUCCUGGACCUUGAGGAGAGGGAGAGCAGCUGCCGAUUCCAGAGGCGAUACUUCAUCCUCGACACGCUCGGGAAUGUCCUGCUGUGGUAUAUGGACAAUCCUCAGAACCUGCCCAGUGGAGCGAGCUCUGUUGGCAGCCUGAAAUUAACGUACAUCUCUAAGGUGAAUGAAGCUACAGCCAAGCAGAAGCCCAAGACAGAGUUCUGCUUCGUCAUAAAUGCAGUUUCACGACGGUACUUCCUCCAGGCCAACGAUGCAACCGACAUGAAAGACUGGAUAGCUGCUCUCAACAAAGCCAGCAAGAUCACAGUUCCUAAAUCCUCCACCUCUGCACCACCCAGACCGGAUGUGUCUGCUGUGAUCAGUGAUUCUCAGGGAGGGAAGAGACAGCAUGCCUACAAGACAGAGAUCAUUGGCGGUGUAGUGGUGCACACUCCAAUCCAGCAUGAAAGUGAAGAGACUAACGGAAAGGAGAAGAAGGGAAACAAAGCUGGUGUGCUGAGAUGUGGUUACUGUGUAAAACAAGGAAAUGUGAGGAAGAGCUGGAAACGGAGAUUUUUCACCCUGGAUGACAACGCAGUCAGUUACUACAAGUCUGAGACGGACAAGGAGCCUCUCCGAGCUGUUUUACUGAGAGACAUUCAGAAGGUCCAUGAAUGUCUCGUCAAAUCAGGAGACCUCCUGCUUCGAGACAACUUGUUUGAGAUCAUCACCAGCUCCCGAACUUUCUACAUCCAGACGGACUCUCCGGAGGACAUGCGAGGAUGGAUCAGGGACAUUGAGAUGAAGAUCCAGGAGUUCAGAGGACCCCCGAGGUUUACAGGAUUCAGCCGCGGUUCUUCCCUCCGUCAAACUCACAACACCUCCGGUGCUCCUCGCAGUCACAAGGUGAACGAGCGAAGACCCCAGCUGGCUAAAUCCUGCUCUGUGGCUCCAGGUUGGCAGCCCUGGACACCCGUUCCCUCGUGCGAGUCCUCCGUGAUGAUUGACACGGAGGACGCCGACAGCGCGUUCAGCUCGGUGACCACGCUCCCCUCUCUGUCCUCCUCGUCCACCUCCUCGUCCACGUCGUCCUCGUCCAACUCCCUCUCCGCCCAGACGCCCUGCUCCACCUUGUCUCUGGUGCCUUUGAGUAGCGGGUUGGGGAUCCUCACGGCGUCAGCGGAUGUGGCCAGCGGGCGGAGGCGGCGCCACUGCUCGCAGCCUCAGCCUCCUACCAGCUGCAGCUUCCCCUUCAGCCUGGACGACGACGGCAUCCGCACGUCGGACGUGUAGCUCAGAGA
Molecule: messenger RNA, 1499 nt
Organism: Nematolebias whitei (Rio pearlfish)
Lineage: Eukaryota; Metazoa; Chordata; Actinopteri; Cyprinodontiformes; Rivulidae
Gene: plekha2
Product: pleckstrin homology domain containing A2
Exons: 12
Coding region: 181-1491 (436 amino acids)
Cellular component (GO): cytoplasm; membrane
Molecular function (GO): PDZ domain binding
Source: RefSeq, a predicted model, not a curated record